AUGUCUACUAAGGUAGGCUAUGGUUGGAAGUGGUUGUGUUUCUUUCCAGUUGUCUGCAAUCAUCUAAGAUCCCAACUAGCGCAAAGGUCCUUACACUGUUUAUGCCACAAACGACUGCGGCCUGAGCCUGGAGGCCAAGACUCGCUUUGCUGA
Colletotrichum costaricense is the source of this 153-nucleotide messenger RNA. RefSeq lists its product as uncharacterized. The transcript has a single exon. NCBI's taxonomy places the organism in Eukaryota, Fungi, Ascomycota, Sordariomycetes, Glomerellales, Glomerellaceae. The record is from RefSeq and is a predicted model, not a curated record. Bases 1 to 153 code for a protein of 50 amino acids.